This is a messenger RNA of Drosophila kikkawai, 2491 nucleotides long. It is a transcript of the gene Bcat, whose product is annotated as Branched chain amino acid transaminase. Gene Ontology annotation, cellular component: mitochondrion. Gene Ontology annotation, molecular function: branched-chain-amino-acid:2-oxoglutarate transaminase activity. The record is from RefSeq and is a predicted model, not a curated record. Lineage: Eukaryota; Metazoa; Arthropoda; Insecta; Diptera; Drosophilidae. Gene Ontology annotation, biological process: L-leucine biosynthetic process; L-valine biosynthetic process.
CUCAUUUCUUGCAGAGACUUCGUGCCGUUCAGAUCGAGUGAAAGGCAGAAAAGAAAGCAACUCGAAGCCACAUCGAAUCAUCGAGUGAAAGACAACCAUUUUUUUACUGUGCAAAGUGCAGUUCGCUCCGCGCAAUUACAACAUUACACCCACACACACGUAGCCAAAUCGGUUCGCGAAAGUGCGACACAAAGUGCAAGUGCUAGAAGCGCCGCAAGAGCUCGAGGCGAAGAGCAACAAAGAGAGUUAAAGAGUCUGCAAGAGCAGAUCCAGAAAGAAAGAAAGUUACACUGCAAAAACCAACAAGAUGACGACCAAAAUGGCUAUCAACGCUAAGGAUAUUUUCCGCAACCAGCACCGCCUGAUCCGCUUCAUCGAGAAGUCCAUCCGGCUAUGCAGCAAUCAGUCACUGAAGGCCGCCCAGCAGCAGCAUCAGCAAAAGUCGUCGGCCGACUUCCAGAUCACCGCCUCCGUGGACACACAGUACGCCAGCGGUGCCCCAGAGCCCAUUAAGCAUGACAAGGAUCUGGGCCAUCAGUUCCGUGCCUCCCAGCUCUCCGUGCGCUUGGCUGCCCCCGAGCAGCUGCACGCCAAGCCGGACAACGACGAGGAGCUAGGCUUCGGACGCCUCUUCACCGACCACAUGCUAAAGAUCUAUUACCAUAAGAGCCUAGGUGGCUGGCAGAAGCCAGAAAUCACGCCGCUGGAGAACCUGGUGAUGCACCCGGCCGCCAAGGUGCUGCAUUACGCUGUCGAGCUCUUCGAGGGCAUGAAGGCGUACCGCGGCGUCGACGGCAAGAUUCGAAUUUUCCGGCCGGACAUGAACAUGAACCGCAUGAACCUGGCCGCCCAACGCUCCGGCCUGCCCACGUUCGAGGGCCCGGAGUUCGUCAAGUGUCUGUCCCGUCUGCUGUCCAUCGACUCCGAGUGGGUGCCGCACACGGACACCGCCAGCCUGUACAUCCGUCCCACGCUGAUUGGCAUUGAUCCCACUUUGGGAGUGGCCUCCUCGGACUCAGCCCUGCUCUACACGAUCCUCAGCCCUGUUGGCAGCUACUUCAAGACGGGCUCCUCGGGCGCCGUUUCACUCCUGGCCGAUCCCAGCUACGUGCGCGCCUGGCCAGGCGGCGUUGGCAAUCGCAAAAUGGGCUCCAACUACGCACCCACCAUCAAUGUCCAGAAGGAGGCGGCAGCCAGGGGGCUGCAGCAGGUGCUGUGGCUCUACGGCGAGAAUCAUCAACUCACCGAAGUGGGCACCAUGAACAUCUUCAUGUUCUACGUGAACGAUCAAGGAGAACAAGAACUGGUUACCCCGCCGCUGAGUGGCCUGAUCCUGCCUGGCAUCACACGUGACUCCAUCCUGCGCAUGACCCGCCAGUGGGGCAAGUUCAAGGUGUCCGAGGCGACCAUCACCAUGCCCCAAGUCUGCGAGCUGCUCAACCAGGGAAGGCUGCUGGAGCUGUUCGGAGCGGGCACGGCGUGCGUGGUUAGUCCGGUGAACCGCAUCAACUACCUCGGCCAGGACCUGUACAUACCUACCAUGGAGCAGGAGAAGCCCGUUCACGAGCUGAUCCGCGACACGCUGACCGACAUCCAGUACGGCAAGGUGGAUCAUCCGUGGUCGGUGGUGAUUGACUAAGCUCUAAGCCUCGUUAUCUGUUAUCCUGUAGAUCCUGUAUGCCCCUACACCCUUCCCCCUACCCCCUUCCCCCCUCCCGUACCGUGUAUUAGUAGGAUUUAGUUGCCAAGCGUUUGUGGGUUGCCAAUGUGCUCGAAUUUGUUUCGUUUGUUGUGCAUUUAGCGAUAUAUCUAUCUGCAUCUGUCUAUAUAAUAUUUAGCGUAGCGUAGGAAGUCCAGAUUUCACUAUAUGCGAUCGUUUAAGUUGCAUUUAAAUGUGUAUUUAUUUAUUUAUAUGUCAGGAAUUCGAAUUGUACAUAAUUCCCAAACUUACCACGGUUCAAUGUUAACGGUUAGUUUUUUUAUUCUCUUUAUUUUGUAUAAUAUUUUUAGUUUUUUUGUCUUUUUUUUUUAAUUUCUAUACUAUUUUUUUUUAUUUUGUUUUCUUUCUGCGUAAUCUGUUUCUUUUAAGCUGUGUGCAUGCUUAUGAAUCGUCUUUUUGCGCUUUUACUUCCAAGCAGCGUCGACAGCAAAGCAAAAUUACAAGAAUUAGUUAGGAAAUUUCGGAAAUGGAGCGAAGUUAGAAGGAGAGUAGAUCCAAAAACAAGUUGAAAACGUACCGGAGGCGAAUGCAUUUAUUAGUGAGUAAGUGAUCGAGGUGUGUUCUUGGAGGUAAAAGCGGCACGAGAGGAGCAGCAGCAGUCGGCGGCUGCGAGCUGUGACUAAAGCUAAUCUAUACCUGAACCUGUCAGUAGAACUUAGGCCUAGGCUGUAGACCUAACCCCAACCGAAUCAAGCUGUAUACUAUAUGUACCAACUUUAGCAGUUAAGUGAAUCCAUUUAUUCCACAACGAAUAAAAUAUGAUAAAACCAA